Molecule: messenger RNA, 1314 nt
Organism: Pistacia vera
Lineage: Eukaryota; Viridiplantae; Streptophyta; Magnoliopsida; Sapindales; Anacardiaceae
Product: protein WVD2-like 5
Exons: 3
Coding region: 1-852 (283 amino acids)
Source: RefSeq, a predicted model, not a curated record
AUGUCGUGUUUGCUACGAGGCUUGUUGGAGGAAAACUUAGGGCUUGGUUAUGCUGUCCAGGAGCACCGCCUUGUCGAUGAGAGUAAUUUGCAGUGGGAACAAAUGUUGCUGCCGAUUGAUUCUCCAGUCGGCGAAGAUAAGUCUCAUGGCCUACAAGAAGAUCAUGUAGUUCUUCAAAUUUCAGAGAGCAGCAAGAAGGGGAAGAGUAAUGGUGGAUGUGGAAGCAAGAAUGGCGUGGAGGAUGAGUUUAUCUUGGCGAACCCAGUGGAGUUCUCGGCUUUGGAGACAGCGGAGUUCGAGCAUCAAUGGGUGGGCAUUUUUUUACACCGUGACAAAGUCAAUGAGAUCAUAACCAGUGAGCAGUGCUUCAAAUUGCGCCCUCCACUGAGGAAGUUUGAUGUAGAUAUACCAACAACAAGAGCCAAAUCUCCCAAACUUCGUAGGAAGAAGACCUUGACUUCCGUGGAAACAGAUAGAAAUGGUAACCCCAACACUCGACCAGGCCAACUAAGUCUGGAUGGGAAAGCAUCUCAGAGCAACUCUGCCAAAGGAAUUUCUCCUCUACAAUCGAAGAAGCCACAACGGAAGUCCCUUCUUAAACUGCCUUCUGAAAGGAGCAAUUUAAACAAUUCCAGCAAGGAAGAAAAGAUGACAUCACCAAAAGCAGCAAAUGAGGAAAAUACCACUUCCUUGACUGCAACAAAGGAAGCUGAUUCUCUCAUCCAGGAGUCAGCUCCUGCAACUGGUUCAGAAGAAACUCAGCUCGGUGCAGAGGAGGAACCAGUAGUUGGGGAGCAAGAUGAACCCACCUUUGUACAAGAACCCAUGGCAUUGGAGGGUCAAGUUCAUUAGCAGUUGAAAUUAGAUGCUUAUACAAAGUCGUUGACUUGAUAUUUCGUAAAUAAGAAAGGUUUUAGACUCCAACUAUUUGAUGAUGAAAGAGUGAAGGAUUCUGCAUUUUGGUUGUGAUAACAUAUUGUCCAUAGUUACCAGCAUUGGUUGUUUGUGUGCUUGCUUAGAAGCUUGCUGGUCUUGUCACUAGGAUUCUGCAUUCCUAAUUUGAGCGGUUUGUGUUAUAAUUUGCCAAGUUGCUAUCCUAAUUGAUGUUGUUUAGUUGCCGGCUUUUUUAGAUUUUUCUGAAAAUUUUGGGUAAGUCUGUCAUCGAUUAGUGCAUUAUCACAGGUGUUGUUUGUUCAAAGGGGUUGCUCUUGAACAAUUGGAAUUGUCAGUUAAGGCUGAUUUUGUGUUGUGGACAAUUUUUUUCCCCUUUCUGUGAACUACUUCUUUAUGUUCAUCUUUCUAUUUCUGUUGUAA